Molecule: messenger RNA, 633 nt
Organism: Liolophura sinensis
Lineage: Eukaryota; Metazoa; Mollusca; Polyplacophora; Chitonida; Chitonidae
Product: phospholipase A2 hemilipin-like
Exons: 5
Coding region: 1-633 (210 amino acids)
Biological process (GO): phospholipid metabolic process; arachidonate secretion
Molecular function (GO): A2-type glycerophospholipase activity
Source: RefSeq, a predicted model, not a curated record
AUGAUGAAGGACGCGUUCACCGUUGUAAUUAUUAGCUGUAUGCUCGGUCAGCACGUGGUGACGUCUGUCCGCGUCAUAGCCCACGUGACCACUGACGGUCGUCUGACGGUGCGCGAAAUCGAUCAUAUGAGGCAGGUGGUCAGCUGCGAGGUUUACACGCCUGGAGGAGCUGCAGAGAGAGAAUUGGCUGGUAUUCCUUCAGAGUUUCAAUUUUUGACUGACGAUUUCACAUUCCAGUCGAUAGUGGACUCCUGUCAGCUUCCAGAGUCCGGACCCCGUCAUAAACGAUCACCAGAGAUUAUUUUUCCAGGGACGAAAUGGUGCGGAGCGGGAACCGCUGCUACAAACUACGAUGACCUAGGGGUGAAUCAGGAAACAGACAAGUGUUGCCGAACACAUGAUCACUGCCCUGUGAACUUAGAGUCUGGAGAACACUCAGAGGAGCUCGGACUGACUAACAAUUAUCCUUACACCAUAUCAGACUGUAAAUGUGAGGAGGAAUUCAAGCAAUGUCUGCAAAAUGUGGGAAGCGUUUCCGCUAACACGUUGGAGAUUUUUUAUUUCAAUACACUGCGCUUGCCUUGUAUUAAAAAAGGCUUUCCGGAAAAAUGCUCUGGCAUAUGGAUAUUUUAA